CGCCAUAUUGAAAGUUCUAAAGUGGGAAGUCGGUCAAACGCUGACCCUAUUAGUUAUUUCUAUUUAUUGUGUGGUGGUAUUUAUUAAAAAAGUUAUCCUAAAAUUUUCUUACACAUUUAGUGAUCUAUUUGUUGUGAUUUCGAUACAUGCAAGUGUGUAUAAACAAUUUUGCAAUUUGCCUAAUGAAUACGUCACAGCGCCAUGUUGUAUUCCUGCGCUGAUUGCAGGCACGAGAAAUCUGCCAACCCGUUUAUUUUCCGGGAUUAGUUCCCGAGAAUAAAUCGAACUGCGAUUUUGUACUCAAAUAUAUUUUAAUUUAUAUUUGUUGGCAAAUGUCAAACAACUUUAGUGGAAUAGAUGCAUCCCUGUCGUCGCAUUUUAAGUGCUAAUUCCUAAUAUCUACUGCAUUUUUGUGCAUCCGCGAAAGUUGAAAGGACUGUGUUGUAAAAGAAAGAAGUGAUAAUUAGCCAAAAUUCCGGUCCCUACGCGCAGACGAGAAGGUGCCUACCCGCCGGGGCAGUCGGGCGAAGGAGACAUGAAUAAUAAGCGUAAAAACCGCCAAGGGCCGCCGAGAUCACCACGCGGGCGAGUGGUGCCAGAGGGCGUGUACAAUAACGCGCACUUCAUGCACGCAGCGACGUCGCACGUCGGCGACAUCGUGCAGGUGCUCACGCAGUCAGGGAGCCUCUGGGAAGGCGUCUUCAAGACUUUCAGCGCUCAAUUUGAGGUUGUGUUAGAAGUGGCUCACCGCGUGGACCAAGAGGGCGUCGUGGCGGUGGACUCGGUGGUUGAGAAGCUGAUCUUCAAGCCGCAGGAUGUGGUCUCCAUCAGGGCCAAGGACUCAGACCUCGAGUACGCCACACACGAUGUGUUCCAGACUGAUAGUGCUAUAUCUAGCAAGUUUAAUGGUGUCGCCGCAGGCAAUGGUAGGACUGGCGAGGAACGCUACCUGGAGCCUUGGGACGGCUGCGACGCGGAAGUAGGCGAGGCUCCCCAAGUGAACGGAGACGCCUUGCUCGAGGAAUUGGAGCUGGACCACCGCGCCAACGGCUGGGACGCCAACGAUAUGUUCCGCAAGAACGAAGAGGUGUACGGCGUGCAUAGCACCUACGACCACUCGUUAGCUGGUUAUACUUUGCCUCUGCAGAGGAAGGAUACUCAGGAUUAUAGGGACGCGGAAGCGAAAGCCGAGGAGAUAGCGGCGGAGAUCGAGAACGCGGCGUCGUCGAAGGCGCGCAUCGAGCUGGAGAACGGCGACGAGGAGGAACGCUUCGCAGCCGUCGUGCGGCCGCAGGACGCCGCCGCCGCCGGCAAGUACGUCAUACCCAACAAGAGGAAGAAUAUGCAGACGGGCAAGCUGGUGAAGCCAGGGCCGGCCAACAACGGCGGGUCCCCGCCCGUGGGGCGCGCGGGCCCCGCGCCGCCCAAGGACAAGGAGCACCGCGCCGCCCGCCCGCACCUCACGCCGCCCGCAGACCGACGCCAGGAUGAUGCUUUCCCGGUAGCGGCGCUGGGCGCGGGCGCGGGCGGCAAGAGCUACGCGGCGCAGGCGGCGCAGGGCGGCUACCACGUGCCGCCCUUCCCGCCGCACCAGCAGCACCAGCCUCCGAGCAGUGCGAACAAAGUAAACGGAGAGCCGCGAGCUCCGCCACACCCGCGGCAAGGAUUCCCACCACAUCAUCAUCACAACCCACCGCCUCCAGGCGACGUGCACAGCAGGCCGCCUCGACAUCACGCGCCACCUCCGGAACCCAGGAGGCAGGACGAUGUACAGGAGCUGCGCAAGUUCAGCCAGGACUUCAAGCUGGUGGCGGGCGCCCCGCCCGCGCCGCCGCCCGCGCUGCCGCCGCAGCCGCAGCCGCAGCCGCCGCCGCCGCUCAACCCGCAGCCCACGAUGUCGGGCGGCAGCCAGCCGCCGCCGGCGCCGAGCCCGCCGGAGGUGUCGGCCAACGUGUGUGCCGCCGACCACGCCAAGCCCGCCCGCCCGCCCAAGCACGACACGCCCAACGCGCAUAAGCAGCCAACCCCAGCUCCAAAAGGCGAAUCUCCCAGCACAGAGGAGCGGUCGGCCCCGUCAGCAUCACCGCCGUCGUCCGCGUCGCCCAGCAUGGAGCGCGUGGCGGCCAUCAAGAAGUCCACGCUCAACCCCAACGCCAAGGAGUUCAACCCCGCCGCCAAGCCCUUCACGCCGCGCAGCCCCAGCACACCCAACCCCAGCCGACCACACACGCCAGGCACGCCAUCGGGCGUGGGCGUGGGGGUGGGAGUGGGCGUGGGCGGCGUUGGCGUGAACCUGGGCGGCGUCAGCGUCAUGGGCCCCGGCGUCAGCUACGUGCCCGCGCCGCACCCGCCGCCACCCAUGGUGGCGGCCGUGCCGUACGCGAUGAUGGCCGCCGCAGCCGCCGCCGCUCAGCAGCCGCCAGCGUACCUGCCGCAUCCACAUCCUGCUCUUGCAUAUGGAGCCAUGGGCGGCGGCGGAGGAGUGGCUGGCGUCACGGGGGGAGGCGGACAGCCCCCCAUGCAGUCACAGCAACAGAGAAACUUCAGGAAAGUGGGCGUAGGUUCGGGCAUGCAGGUGGCCGCCGCCACGGGACAGCCGCUACUCGCGCCGGCGCCCAUGCAGCAGUUCAUGCCGUACCCGCAUCCACAUCCCGCGCCUCAUCCCGCGCAGCCGGCGUUGCAAUAUCAGCAUAUGGUACGCAUGUACCACGGCGGCGUCGGCGGCUCAGUGGGCGCAGUGUCAGGCGUGGGCGGCGGCGGGGGCGAAGUCCCCGUGCAGACGCAGGUGGGGUACGCGCCGCCGCCCGCGCCGUCCCCCGCGGCCGCCUCUCCCGCGCUCUACCCGCCGCCCUCGCCUGCGCACACGCCGCAUCCGCACCCGCAUCAGCAUCCCCACCCUCAUCAUCACUUCCAGCAGCCGCCGUUCCAGGCGUACCACCAGGUGCUGUGUCCGCUGAUGGGCCCGGGCGGGUCGGGCGCCCACCACCACCACCACCAUCACCUCGCCUACCUCAACCACGCGCCACCCACCGCGUCGCCGCCGCAGCCACAUCCCCACUCGCUACAGGGCGUGCUGGUGCCGGGCGGCGGCGCGGCGCCGGGCGCGGGGCACGCGUAACGCGGCGGCGCGGCGGCGCUGCGGGGGCUGCGCUGCAGCCUGCGCCUGUACGCGCGCCGAGCCCGCGCCGCGCUGCCCGUCUUCAAGUGUCACUACUCCGCACACUACUCCUUCUCCAACUGAUGUGUCUGUCUACCAAAUAAGUUAUUCUCCUCUAGUGUAAUAAGGAUGAAGUGUCGCCGCCGCGCGGCCCGACGUCUCCGAAAGUGUUUUAUUGAUGGACGGUACUUCACUACUGCUGCUGGCAGCGUCACAUAUGUUUUGCGGUCUCGUACGAAAACGUUUCGCUAGCACGAAACGCAUAUUACUAAUUAUUUAUAAAUCUAUAUCCACGAAAUUUUGAUCAUCAAAGUUUUGACCUAAAUUAACUCUAAAACAAUUCGGUGAAACAAAAUUUGUACAAGAAGUGCACUUGCAAAGCUUUUUUAUGUAAUAUAUGUAACGUAUGUCCGUAGAGACUUUGUGGAGGUAGUACGACGCGGGAAAUCUACGAAGGUUUAAUUAAAAAUGCGCUUCUAUCCCCACUGUAUGUUGUUACAUUAGGAAGCGGUGAUUUUGGAACUAUAAUUUUUUAUCAAAAUUAGCACGUAGACUAGGAGGCCUUCAUUUUGUAAUAAAAACAAGCGUCGUCAACUGUCACGUAAGAUAUCGGUACUUUUAGCGCCAUCCAAAUAUUUGGCGAUAUUCAAGUAUUUAUGUGAGCUCUCACGGCCAGCAGUGACACCGGUCACAUAGGUUUUCUAACUUUAAAUACAACGUAAAGUAAUAACUUGUAUGCCUUCUUCGUAUCGAUACGUUCAUUGCAAUAAUUGAUGUUUUAUGAUGUUUUUCGAAAAUUUUACUCGAUACUUUCACGUGGCAAAUUAUUUUCGACUUUUAAUUGUUAUUGUUUGUGUUAUAACUGUAGUGAAUAUCAUCAGACCUAGAACAGUUAAUGUAAAUGAGAUGAAAUUAUACUUCUUGGAUAUUUUAUGUACUGCUUUCCCCACUCAUCGUAAUUUAAAUGAAGCUGAAUAUUGUGAUAUAUACCAAAGAUAUGAAAAUCAUCUUUAACAAAACAUUGUUGCAAUUAACAAAUGGGAUACCAUCAAUUAUUGAACAAUUUAAGAAAUGAGUUCAAUUUUGUAAAAAAUUAAGUUGUCACGUGAAUAUUGGGGAAUGUAUUUACUUCGAAAUAAUAUGAAUAUCUGACAACAUUUUCAAAUGCUUUGAAAGUGUUGUCAGUGCUGCCAUUCACAUGAAACACUGUUAAAUACUUUAGUUUAGAGGCGGGGAGUAUAAAACUUGUUUAAGUAUGUAUGAUUGUUUGUUUGUAUGUUUGUAAGUAUACAAGUCUUGUACGGACGGAGUGCGGUCCGCCCUCGCACAGGCCCGGGGGCGGACAUAUGUAUUAUAAUUAGAUAAUUCACUCUCUAUGCUUAUCGAUGAACAACUGCGGGGAAUUUGAUAAAUGAACUCUUCUGUUUGUUAUAUCUAUUCGAAGGUUGACAACACCUCGCUAAGUAAGGUGCUCGUCACAUUUAUAUAAAAAUAUUACGAAAUAAAUCGAACUAAAUAUCAUAAUAAAGUUUGAUACAAAAUACUCUACUAUUAUUCAUAGAAAUUUAUAUUAAAAAUGCAUGAUAUUUAACGGCAAAAAAAAACUUUUGUACUAAAUGUAUGUGUUUAUCAAAUUCCCGCGGUGAGCGGUCGGUAAUGUUUGUUUCCUCGUUUGUAACGACGGUCGCCAUUCUGAGACAGCGGCCAGUUCGUUAGCGUAUUUAUUUAGGUUUAGGGUUUAUUAUUGUGAAGGUACCCUCCGCGAUUAUAAUUCCAAGUGCUCCGAUAGCACUUUAAAAAUGUUAAUUUAUAAAUUGGCAAAUAGUUACUUUGUAAAUUCUUAACUAUAAAAUGCUGGGCUAUGUUUUGGAUGUCAGUUCGAUUAGAAAGAUGAAUUGUUUUUCAUCGGACACUUCAAAUAAGUAUCGGGACCAUCCUAGAUGCUCAAUGUUAACUAAGAUAUGACGUCACUGUCUCACGAGUCAUUAGUUCUAUUUUAUUUUAUACAUUUGCAGCUUUUGAAUAGGCAACGACUUUCAUACGGAAUGAUACAACACUCCAAAAAUAAGUAUCACUUUCGUAGGUUAUAUCUUAUUGAAAUUGCUAUUAAUUUGCUAUUUUGCUGCAAAUAUUGGUGGCCAAGCGCUGUUAAUUCUUCUUAAAAGAAAAUAACAAUUAGCUAAACAAUUUGUAAACGUUCCUUCGAUGUGGAAAUGUAAGUGCGCCUCUCCAGGCAAGCGUCAGUAAACUCAGCCCUUAAUUGUAGAAUAUCGUAAAGAACUGCAUAAUAUAAUACGUUUCACGAGUCGCCGAGACUCCUAUCGUCCUUGUAGAGGUCACGGGGUGGAUAGAUCACAAAUAAAGUUCGCUAAUUAUUUCCCGUAGAUUUGUUUUUUGCGUCGCAGAACACAAAAGCCUCAUAUUAUUUAACUUGCCACAUGAAAACGAGGCCAGUCUUCUGAAAUUCACCACCAAUUAUAAUUUAAGUUAUGAAACUUUAUUAUAUUAUUUUGUGUUCCCUUUAUUCAAGCGUAACGAAUAUAUUGUGCGAGUCGAAGGUUCUUAUUUUCGUAAUCGAUUUCAAAGUAAAAUUGCUUUAAAUGCGAGGUCAUACAAUAGUGUUAUUUAAGCACGUAACAUAAUGUAAACUGUUUAGUUUUACUGCCAGUACCUUAUAGAUAUGUGUGAAACUUGAACAUAUGGAGAUAUAUUAUUUUAUUUUAUAAAACGGCAUCUACAUAUUUCCCUAUGUAAAAAUUGUAUAUUUAUUAUAUGACAAGUUAGUUACAAGUAUGAUUUUGAAAUGAUCAUGUGAUUCCUCGUGUUUAUGAUAUUUUUGGAAGCCCUCUACUUACUAGCUAAAACCGAGAUAAAGUGAAUGUCAUAUAAUAUUUCUAGAGCAGUUUAAAUGAGUGCGGCUUUCUAAAACAUUGUAGACUCGUUCGUGUUUCAAGGAAUUGCAACAGGAUGCGUUUCAGACGCAAGUAGGUUUGACAAUAAAAAUAUAAACUUUGAUAGGUGUAAGGAAGAUAAGAUGCUAAAUAUUUACGACGAAACUGACACUGUUCACAUAAAUUAACGUCAGAAUUGUCACAAAUGCGUCAUCGGAUAUAUUUCGUUAAAUAACAGUAAGGCUCAGAAGAUUUGCACAAUUGAAAACGUCCCCCCAAUAGUGUCGGUAGUGAUGUGUAAGUUGAGCUUGAAUGGAGGGUCGUAUAUUGGUCAGUAUACAAGUGUGGCAUCAAGGGGAGCUAAGUCCAUGACCUCCGCGCGGUGCUCCCUGGGUAGCGCCAAAUGUGGACGAUGACAUUCACAUUCUUUUGUAACUCAUUCGCUAAAUUGUGUAUCCGUGGAGUGCAUCCGACCUCUUCCCAUUUGUGUAUAAGCGCAUUCCUUCCUUCUCUAAACAUGUAUCAUCCACAUAAGCCGAUGAUAUCAAAUGUAAAAGAUUUACACCGCAGAAAAGGUAUAAUUUUUGUAGAUUUAAAGUAAUUAAAAUAGACAUAUUUAUAUAAAUAACUCUGCAGAUUACGAUAUAAAAAUGUGUAUAUAUGUAAAUAUACUAUGAUGUAAAAGGGAAUAACUAGUGACCUUUCCCACAAAUGGCUUAUAUUCGUAUUUAAUUUGUGAUGUAUAAAGUUUUUUCGACCAUGUUAACAUAAUAAAAAUAUCACAAAAAAAAAGUUUGCGGAAAGGGCCUACUGGACCCAUACCACGUUCAUGACUCUAGUAUGGUUAAAUGUAGUUAUUUCUCUCGAGAACAUGGUAUGGAGUCUCGUGUACUGUUUUAUUUUAUUCUUUUUUUUCACUUUUUUUUUUCUUUGUUUUAAUUUAAAUUUUUAUCGCGUGAGUGGAUCCACCGCGUAAGUUUGUUGCUAAAUGAGAGUAUGAUAAAUAAUAAAAAAGUAUGUGCGUGUGUUGAUUGUUGUGCGCCAUAUAAAUAUUAUCGAUAUAUUUUUUGUGUGAAGUGUCACGACUGGUGGCGCCGAUAUGUUUAUGUUUUAGCUAGGGAUAUUACUUCAUUUCUCAUAAAUUUCUACGUGCUUACGAAAGACGUUCGAGUUCCUUUGGCCACAUUAUAUUGUAAUGGUUGUGGUAUAAAUUUUUAUAAGAUUCCCAUAGUAUUGGAAUAAUGGAGAAAAUGCAACGAUAUUUCAAAAGCCGUAAUGUACUUUGUCGUGUAUUAUACAUCCCUAACGCACAUGAUGUAGCAUUUAGAUUUCAAAGGAAUGGACGAAUCUGAGAUCUGAUUGUAAUUCGCCUUCCAUGAUUAAAAACGAUCAACUUGAUAAAAUACGGGCGUAAGCUCGUCGCUGACUAAGAUAAAGGAAAUAACUCCAUUGUGCCUUCAGCAAUGGUGACAGGACUAUUCGAUCACGACUUGACUACACUACUGUGACGUAUCGUAAUCAAUGACACCGGUUAUACUUGCAGUAAACAGCAGUUGUGCAGACAAUACUCUAGCUCACAUUCCUUAUUGUUAUUGAACCUAAAAGUCAAUUUUGUCUACUUUAGAUAAUGUGGAAGAUUAAAAUUACAAUUCUUCUAGAUCACAAUCCGGUUUUGUUAAGAAAAAAAAAUAUUUUUAUGGAAUAGUGUAUUUAUAUGGCAUUGACAUUGUACUUCGAAAAAAAUAGACUGUCAGUGUUCUAAUGAUAAUAAUAUAGUUUAGUCUAUUAUUAAGGAUCAGAACAAUAUACCUAGAUCCAGUUUUAGUGUAAGAAAUGUCUGAACAACUACUGUUUGCUAAUGCCGCUUUAUUUGCAAGUGGCAAUUGUGUUCAAUGUACUGAUUUAAUUUGUUAGUUUACUUUGCAUAUUUCAUGCUCAGAACAUGUCUGCAGCUAACCGGGUUUGAUCACUCAACUCAACAUUGUCACUUGCCGUAAAGCGUUGUUGAACCUUCAAUCUUAUCAGUUUUACGAUGAACUCACUAAAAAUGAUAGUUGAAGUUUCAGUCCAAUAUGAGCAGCUCAUACAAUUUUUACCUCGUAUAAGGCACUUUCCUAUUAUGUAAAUAUUUGUUACCGACUCGUGUCGGCGCGGACGAUUCGUAAACCCAUUGUAUGUAUAGAUAAAUACUAUGAAAUUGCCUUAUAGAUGUGCGUGUCGCCCUGCGGGGAUUAUGUAAGAAUGUUACCAACGUGCGAACCUAGUACUUGACAUGUUAACAAAAUGCUAAAUUAAUCACAUGGAAAUGAUAAUUCACACCACAGCAAUCUAUCGACAAUUAAAGUAGCAUUUUGGUAAUAUUUCAAUAAAGAAGGUGUACAUUUUGUAAAGACUGAAGGGAAAUAAUGAUUGUGGAAGUAAGCAGAGAUAAUUGUGAACUGAAAUUGGUUUUUAUAGGAGUGAACUAUGGAGCCUAAAACUCUAUUGUAUAUUGCAAUUUGUUCGACGCGAAUCAGUAGAAUCUAAAGAAUGUUCAACAACAUUACUUGUAGUAAGUAUUUACGUAUGUAUCGUGAUGAGCUAGCAUUCUACUGAUCCGAGUUGUAACAUGAUAUUGUAUGAUAAUUGCUGCUUAAUUCCGCUUGUUGAUGAACGAUUUGAUUUGUGAAAAAUGUGCUUUUUUUGUGAGCCCCACAGAGGGCGUGUAAACAGGAUUGUGCCAAAAGUGGUAUGGCAUCGUUUAUCGUUUUUUGGGCACACAACACCUGUGUCGACGAAUAUUUUUCAAUAAAAAAAGUAAAAAAAUGUGUUUUGAACACAACA
Molecule: messenger RNA, 8871 nt
Organism: Helicoverpa zea (corn earworm)
Lineage: Eukaryota; Metazoa; Arthropoda; Insecta; Lepidoptera; Noctuidae
Product: ataxin-2-like protein
Exons: 19
Coding region: 536-3118 (860 amino acids)
Biological process (GO): cytoplasmic stress granule assembly
Cellular component (GO): cytoplasmic stress granule
Molecular function (GO): RNA binding
Source: RefSeq, a predicted model, not a curated record